UUCAUUCCAUUCUCAAACACCACCGCGCACCGCCGCAUCACCUCUCUCCACUCCACCGCACGCACCGUCGAGCUCUUCCUCCCCCCUAAGGCACACCUACUCUUCCCCUGCACACACAGUCACCAUGUCUGGAACAGGUACGCAAGCACCACAGAGCACUGGCAUCGCCAAGCUCGAUGCCGUCAAGGAGACUCUUGCUGCGAAGACGCCCGAGAAGCUCAGCGGUGUCGCCCUCUACUCCCGAUUCGCCUUUGCUGGUGCCGUGUGCUGUUCUAUAACUCACGGUGGUCUCACACCUGUCGAUGUCGUCAAGACCCGUAUUCAGCUCGACCCAGUCACCUACAACCGCGGAUUGAUCGGUGGUUUCCGUCAAGUCAUCGCCAACGAGGGAGCUGGUGCUCUCCUUACCGGUGCAGGCCCAACCUUUGCUGGCUACUUCCUCCAGGGCGCAUUCAAAUUCGGCGGAUAUGAAUUCUUCAAGCAGCAGUCCAUUGGUCUCCUCGGCUACGAAUCUGCCUCCAACAACCGCACCGCCGUCUACCUCGCCUCCGCUGCCACCGCCGAGUUCUUCGCUGAUAUCGCCCUCUGCCCUCUCGAGGCCACCCGUAUUCGAUUGGUAUCGCAGCCUACAUUCGCUAGCGGACUCGCUAGUGGUUUCAGCAAGAUCGCCAAGCAGGAAGGCAUCGGUGGUUUCUACUCUGGUUUCGGACCCAUGUUGUUCAAGCAAAUCCCAUACACUAUGGCCAAGUUCGUGGUGUACGAGAAGGUGGCCGAGGCAGCAUACAAGAACUUCUUUGACAAGGAGAAGACUUCUAGUGGAAUGCAGACUGUCAUCAACCUGGGAUCGGGUCUGAUUGCUGGUUUCGCUGCUGCCAUCAUCUCGCAGCCUGCUGACACGAUGCUUUCCAAGAUCAACAAGACCCAGGGUCUUCCAGGUGAGGGAACCACCAGCCGUCUGAUCAAGAUCGCCAAGGAGCUUGGUUUGAAGGGUUCGUUCAGCGGUAUUGGUGCUCGUCUGUUCAUGGUCGGAACCAUCACUGCUGGUCAAUUCGCCAUUUACGGAGACAUCAAGAAGGCUAUCGGCGCUACCGGUGGUGUUGAGAUCGCCAAGUAAGCGUCUCCUGUCUGCGAGAGGUGGGGAGCAGGUGGGAAGUGGUGUGUAAUGCAGCGAGAUCCGAAGGAGCUGCUGUUUCUCUCUUCUUCUUCUGCUUCUCCUAGUAGAAGGAGUGCGAGAUAAGAGCCUAAUGUCUUGAUUUGAACUGCUAAAAUGAUAGAGGAUGGGCGCAGCAAGACAGCUUUCUCUAGAUCCGUGUACAGUAGGGCAUUAGGGAUGGCGUUUGAUUGAAAUGCAUCAUGAUCUAACUUGCGUUGCGCAUUGG
Messenger RNA from Sphaerulina musiva SO2202, 1379 nucleotides. RefSeq names its product mitochondrial carrier. The coding region runs from base 125 to 1114 and encodes 329 amino acids. NCBI's taxonomy places the organism in Eukaryota, Fungi, Ascomycota, Dothideomycetes, Mycosphaerellales, Mycosphaerellaceae. Gene Ontology annotation, biological process: mitochondrial phosphate ion transmembrane transport. The record is from RefSeq and is a predicted model, not a curated record. Gene Ontology annotation, cellular component: mitochondrial inner membrane. Gene Ontology annotation, molecular function: phosphate transmembrane transporter activity. The transcript has 3 exons.